Achroia grisella is the source of this 1578-nucleotide messenger RNA. Its product is annotated as tubulin beta-4B chain-like. Gene Ontology annotation, biological process: mitotic cell cycle; microtubule cytoskeleton organization. Gene Ontology annotation, cellular component: microtubule; cytoplasm. The transcript is spliced from 2 exons. Gene Ontology annotation, molecular function: structural constituent of cytoskeleton; GTPase activity; GTP binding. Bases 163 to 1509 code for a protein of 448 amino acids. The record is from RefSeq and is a predicted model, not a curated record. NCBI's taxonomy places the organism in Eukaryota, Metazoa, Arthropoda, Insecta, Lepidoptera, Pyralidae.
CUGAAAUUCGUCAUGCGAGCGGUUUGAUACAGAACUUGAUUCUUUUUUAAUUUUUUUUAAAUUAGUUUAUAAGCUAAUGUUAAGAUUCAACUUUAUAAGAAUCUUUUGAUAAUUUUUCGAUAAAUUAUACAAGUAAUAGAAGCUAGAAGGUAAAUUCUCAAGAUGAGGGAAAUUAUUAAUAUCCAGGCUGGAGCUUGCGGCAAUCAGAUUGGUGGAAAAUUUUGGGAGGUUAUAUCCGAUGAACACGGCAUCGACCCAAGCGGUUGCUACCACGGCGACUCCGACCUUCAACUUGAACGUAUCAACGUGUACUACAACGAGGCCUCUGGUGGCAAGUAUGUGCCGCGGACAGUUCUUGUUGACCUCAAGCCAGCCACCAUGGACGCCGUAAGAUCUGGACCCUUUGGGUGUCUAUACAGGCCCGACAACUUUGUCUAUGGCCAGAACAGUGCGGCCAACAACUGGGCUAGAGGCCAUUACACUGAAGGCGUUGAGAUCCUAGAGUCCGCAUUAGACGUUAUCCGCCGAGAAGCCGAAGGUUGCGAUUGUCUUCAAGGGUUUCAGAUGUCCCACUCUCUUGGAGGCGGCACCGGUUCUGGUUUGGGAACACUUCUUAUUAACCGAAUUAGAGAAGAGUAUCCCGACCGAAUCAUCCUUACAUUUUCAGUGUUUCCAAGCCCAAGAGUAUCUGAUUGCGUCGUGGAACCUUACAACACUACGUUAGCAGUAAACCAGCUGGUAGAAAACUCAGACCAUACAUUCUGCUUGGACAAUGAAGCGUUGUACGACAUAUGUUUCAGGACAUUGAAACUGACGACACCCACUUACGGAGAUUUGAAUCAUUUGGUGUGUGCCACCAUGUCCGGCAUCACGACGUGUCUUCGAUUCCCUGGACAGUUGAAUGCCGAUUUGAGGAAAUUGGCCGUGAACAUGGUACCGUUCCCCCGACUCCACUUUUAUACGCCUGGUUUUGCGCCUCUGACCUCGAGAGGAGCGCAGCAGUACAGAGCUCUGACAGUACCAGAGUUGACGCUACAGAUGUUUGAUGCCAAGAACAUGAUGGUUGCGUGUGAUCCACGACACGGGAGAUACCUGACCGUUGCCACGAUAUUCAGAGGUAGAAUGUCAAUGAAGGAAGUUGAUGAACAACUAGUCAAUAUUCAGAACAAGAACAGCACAUACUUUGUGGAGUGGAUACCGAAUAAUGUAAAGAUUGCCGUAUGUGACAUUCCACCACGAGGUUUAAAAAUGGCUUCAACAUUCAUUGGUAAUACGACAGCCAUUCAGAGCAUAUUCAAAAGGAUGGCUGAACAAUUCGUGGCUAUGUUCAGGAGGAAAGCUUUCUUACACUGGUAUACCGGUGAGGGAAUGGAUGAGAUGGAAUUUACAGAAGCGGAGAGUAACAUGAACGACCUGGUGUCAGAGUAUCAACAGUAUCAAGACGCUACAGCAGACGACGAGGGGGAGUUUGAUGAGGAAGCAGAAGGCGAAGGUUUGGAGGAGGAAUAGGAUUAUUUUGGCUAUUUGUCCACUUGUGUAUGUCCUUGUGUUCGUCCUAAAUAAAAUUAUACCUACAUA